This is a messenger RNA of Talaromyces atroroseus, 492 nucleotides long. RefSeq lists its product as hypothetical. Lineage: Eukaryota; Fungi; Ascomycota; Eurotiomycetes; Eurotiales; Trichocomaceae. The transcript has a single exon. Gene Ontology annotation, molecular function: 8-oxo-7,8-dihydrodeoxyguanosine triphosphate pyrophosphatase activity. Gene Ontology annotation, cellular component: cytosol. The record is from RefSeq and is a predicted model, not a curated record. Gene Ontology annotation, biological process: dGTP catabolic process. Bases 1 to 492 code for a protein of 163 amino acids.
AUGGCAUCCGAGGUUCGAGUAGGCGUUGGCGUUUUUGUCCUUUACUCCGAUCACGAAAGUUCAUCGAAUCCCCGCUUUCUGGUGGGCAAACGCCUCAACUCCCACGGAGCCGGGACCUACGCUCUGCCCGGCGGACAUCUCGAAUUUGGGGAAACGCCAGAAUGUUGCGCUGCGCGUGAACUUCUGGAAGAGACUGGCCUUGAUAUAUCGGAACCCAAAUUUUUGACUGCUACGAAUGAUUACAUGCCGGCCGAGGGGAAGCAUUAUAUAACCCUAUUCAUGGUUUGCGUGAGGAAAAGCGAGAACGAUAUCCCACGGGUGCUCGAGCCGCAUAAAUGCGAAGGAUGGGAUUGGCUCACCUGGAACGAUCUAUUGUCUCUUGUGGCGAAGCAGAAUCAGGCUGAAGAUGGCGAUGUUUUGGAGAAGCGACUGUUCCUCCCACUUCUGAAUCUGGCACGGCAGCGGCCAGGCAUUGUACCUUCAUUCCCAUGA